Stylophora pistillata is the source of this 4901-nucleotide messenger RNA. RefSeq lists its product as uncharacterized. The record is from RefSeq and is a predicted model, not a curated record. Lineage: Eukaryota; Metazoa; Cnidaria; Anthozoa; Scleractinia; Pocilloporidae. Gene Ontology annotation, molecular function: protein binding.
AUGGACAACGAAGAAGGACUUAUGGUAUCCGCUAUAGUUUUUGGUGUUGUCGCCUACCUUCUGAAUACUGGUCGUGGCUUACAAGCCAUGAAGUUAGGCAAAGAAUGUUUGAUUUUUCUAACCUCCAAAGCACGGAUAAAAGAAUACCACUGGUUUUACGGAGCAAUAAAUUUGCUAAUGUUUGAUGCGGCAUACAAGGUCUCCAAUUACACAUCUGCAGAAAGGUAUGCGAAGGAACUUCUUAUCAUAUAUCACGCCUCUAGUGACACACUUAAGGAAGGGAGACUAAGCUUGGUACUGGGACAGAUAUAUCAGAAACAAAAUGAAUUUGAAAAGGCAAGAGAAUACUAUCAAAAGGCAGCUGAUAUAACAAGAAGUACUGGAGACAAACAAACAGAGGAACGAUGCUACAUAAUGAUAGGAAAUUUAUUUAAUUCACUGUGUGAAUAUCACAAGGCUGAGGAGUAUUACAAGAAAGCACUGACAAUCACUGUGUCAAAUGGCGAAAGAGAUAGGGAAGCAACCAUUUACGGAAACCUAGCACUAGCAGUGAGAAAGGAAAUUGGCGACAGAGAAGGAGAAGCAGCUGACUACGGAAACUUAGGAACACUGUUUCACUCUCUUGGUGACUACAAAAAGGCUCAAGAAUACACCGAGAAAGCACUAGCAAUCAGAAAGCAAAUUGGUGACAGAAAAGGAGAAGCGACUGGCUACGGAAACUUGGGAACACUGUUUCAGUCGUUUGGUGAAUACAAAAAGGCUCAAGAAUACACCGAGAAAGCACUAGCAAUCAGAAAGGAAAUUGGCGACAGAGAAGGAGAAGCAGCUGACUACGGAAACUUAGGAACAUUGUUUCAGUCGCUCGGUGAAUACAGAAAGGCUCAAGCAUACACGGAGAACUCACUUUUAAUCAGAGUGGAAAUUGGCGACAGAAAAGGAGAAGCAGCUGACUAUGGAAACUUAGGAGCAUUGUUUCAUUCGCUCGGUGAAUACAGAAAGGCUCAAACAUACACGGAAAACGCACUUUUAAUCAGAGAGGAAAUUGGCGACAGAGGAGGAGAAGCAGCUGACUACGGAAACUUAGGAGCAUUGUUUCAUUCUCUCGGUGAAUACACAAAGGCGAAAGAUUUUACUGAGAAAGGGCUGGCAAUCACAAAGGAAAUUGGUGACAAAAAGGGAGAAGCAGCUUUAUACGGAAACUUAGGAGCAUUGUUUCAUUCCCUAGGUGAACUUGAGAAAGCCGAAUUUUAUUUUCGCGAGGCUCUCUUAAAGUGCAAAGGCAUUGGAGACAGCAUGACGGAGUUUAAAGUUGUUUGCGGUCUAACAGUCUUGGAGUUAGCUCAGUUUAAUCUCGAAGAAGCUUUUUCGUAUCUUUUUCAAUCUAUUGCAAAAUUUGAAAAAUUGCGAAACUUUGUAAAAGGCAACGACUACUUCCAAAUAUCUUUGUUGGAGAAUUAUGGCGUCUUUCCCUAUGACAUGCUGAUUAAAUUGCUCUCUUUUAGCGGAAAUUUUACACAUGCUCUUUACGUUGAAGAACUUAGACGGGCAAGAGCUCUAGCGGACUUGAUGACAUCUCAAUAUUCUGCCAAAGAGUUUCAGUUUUCAGGUGAUCCGCGAUCAUGGUGUGGAAUCCAUCACAUUAUGAAAGGAGAAGGCAUCUGUAGUGGUCUUUACCUUUCGGUUGAUGAUGAAGAUGCACGGAUUUGGAUUCUCAAAACAAGCGGAGAGAUUCAUUUCCGUAGAAAAAGAUUGGACUCAGAUCGUCAGUUUGGAAAUGCCGGUUCAGUUCCCGACCUGAAAGUGUUUUUUUCGGAAAGUUUCCUCCACUUUGGCAUUCUACCUAGAGAUGUUUGCGAAGAUCGCUCUUUAAAUGACGAACGUGUUCCAACAUCAUCUGAUGAUGUCAACCGAUCGCCUUCAACACACAAUAAUAUGAAAAAAAAUCUUCGUUUGUGCUACGAAAUAAUCGUCGCUCCCGUGGCUGAUUUAUUAAAAGAGCCUGAAAUUAUCAUUGUCCCUGAUAGCUGCAUGUACCAAGUGCCAUUUGCAGCCUUAAUUGACGAAGGAGGAAGAUAUUUGUCUGAAACAUUCAAGAUUCGUAUUGCUCCUUCUUUGACCACUCUCAAGCUUAUUAAGGACAGUCCUCCAAACUACCACAGUCAGAGUGGGGCUCUCAUAGUGGGUGAACCUGAGGUAAGCAAAGUGAUUUACAAGGGGCAACCGAUCUUCCUCGAGCCAUUACCAGGUGCAAGAAGAGAAGCUGAGAUGAUUGGAAAAAUGCUUGGCGUCCCCCCAUUGUUAGGGAGACAUGCAACAAAGAAGGCGGUUAUUGAACAGAUGAAGUCAGUUGCGCUGAUACAUUUUGCUGCUCACGGAUAUGCGGAGAGAGGAGAAAUCGCGCUUUGCCCUGUUAGUACUACUAAUAAUAUUCCACAAGAAGAAGAAUACCUCUUGACAAUGGCUGACGUAUCAAAAGUUCAACUUCGAGCUAAACUGGUUGUUCUAAGUUGCUGUCACAGUGGACGCGGAGAGACUAAAGUCGAAGGAGUCAUUGGAAUCGCUCGGGCGUUCUUGGGAUCCGGUGCUCGCUCGGUGUUAGUGGCGCGGUGGGCCUUGAACGACGAAUCGACAGAACAGUUCAUGAAUCGUUUCUACGAAUUCUUGUUUCGUGGUGAAAGUGCCAGCGAGUCUCUUCACGAGGUCCGAAAGUGGAUGAGAAAUAACGGCUUUCCUGAAGUGGAGAAAUGGGCUCCGUUCAUGCUGAUUGGAGAUAAUGUCACAUUAAGGAAAGAAGACAUAACCUCCAACGCUCACAACUGAUUUGCAAAUCCUGUUUCCUGAACAAAGCUGACUCUCAGUCAAGACCCUAAUCUUUGUCUCUACCGUAUGAAACGGAACAUAUCGUUUGAUAUCACAGAAGCAUUUGGUCAGUUAAUUAGUUAUAAAAUAGAAUUUUGGGCUUUCUCUUUAGCAGACAGGCACGCUUGUCAUUUAGAUGUCAGGGGUAAUCUUCGUGAGGAGCCCUUCAUUGUAGAUACAGCCAAGGGAAUAAUUAACAUUUGAAUAAUCUAAAAAAGUUUUCAUUAUGAUUUAUGAGCCAGAUAACCUUCUUUAGCCUUUCUUUUAAAGAAAACAGUUGGUCAUAUAGAUAUUUAGUGUAAUGAAAUUUUUUUGGAGGUUUUACAAGAUAUAUUUUCAUUUUAUAAAGAAGAGGCCUUGAAAGACUGGAACGAGCCUUGGGAUUGAUUCUUCGAAAAGGUAUCGUUCAUUUAUUCAGCAAGUCAUUGUAGACUUUUUAGAAUACUUCAGAAGUUAACCUCAUCUGAAUAUCAAUCAUGGGGCCAAAAAUGUUAUUUUGUCCAUCCAACUGCCAUUUUUUUUUUUUUUUUUUAUGAUCGUACUCGGUCAAAUUUGAGUUUCCAGUAUCUCGAAUGAAAGAUAGUCAUUGUAGACCCCUUUGUAGGACUAGUUCCAAGAGGGAAGCUGAUCCCAGUCGUAUAUAUCAAAUAAGGGGGACAGAAAUUCAAUUAGAAUGUUCCAUUAUCUUUUUCGAAUUUUGUUCAACAGGUCACUGGACUAGUCUUGUAAUCGGUUAGAUUUGAAUUUCCGGUAUCUUGAAUCGAAGAUAGUCAUUGUAAAACUUUAGAAUAUUCAAUCAUCAAAUACACGUUUUGUUUAUGAACAGGUCACUGGACCAUUCAUUUUGAUGGUAAUCGGUCACAUUUGAAUUUCUUCUCUUAAAUAAAAGCUCAUCUUACCUCCAGAUAAUUUUUUUGGUAUUAAUUUCGCUUUGUAGGAGUUAAGUCGAGAUAAUUUUUAGCAGCAAAGCCGUGUAUUUCGUGGCAUAUAUCAACCCAAUUGCUAGAAAGAAAAACAGGGCUGCAGUAUUUUAUUGUUCACAUGAAAACUAUGUUACAAGCGUUAAUGAUUUUAAACAUUGUAAACGACACUUGAUACAAACUGGGAUAAACUUCAACAAUUUCGAGUUGCUGUUUUUCAUUUCUACAUGAAUGCGCAUGCAAUCCGACAUGACGUUAUCAGUAACAGGGGCACAACCGGAAACGAUAAUGCAUCCGUAAAUGUAUGAAUUGGUAAAAUUGUCGGACAAAAAUCGAACCUGGCUGUGAUACCUCCGCACAAAUCCAACCAUGUCUUGCUCUGCAUUUAUACUUAUAUUUCCUAUUCGUCAAAAAUAUGUUGUUUUUAGACAAGAUAUUUAAAACAUAUUUAAACAAUAAAAAUCGUUCACGUUAAGUUUCGAAAGUUUGUCUGUGUUAUACCACGGGGGUUUUCAAUGUUUUCAAAGAAAAAUUCGGUUAACAAAAAACUAUGAAAAUGUUAUUUAUCUUAUAAUUCGACGUGGCUGUAUUUCCUCUGUCUUCUUCUCGAACAAAAGUUACAAGUUCCGUCAGUUCAGACGUUUUUGCUUUGAGUCACUGUAAAGAGCAUUAUUUGCCAGCUGAAAUGCUGUAGCAGCGUGUUCCUUGCAGCCUUCAUCACAAUCACUUGGUAUGUUAAUUGCGACAUUGACUUGAUGGUGGCUUUCCUGUCGCUGCUCGUGAAUUUAACCUUUUGAUAAUGCACUCCAAACGUAGGGAUACCGCUGUUUUGAAACCCAAGAUUCAAUCCAAAACUUUCCGAUCUGCUUGUUUGACUGCUUUUUUCCGUCUUCACGUCUUGUGCAAUUGUCACAACCAAAUUUUUUUUCUCUGUACGAGUUUGUUCCGGAUUGUAAAUAACUUGCUUCGUUUCCGGAUCAAACAUCGCAGGCACAAGCUCACAAGAUGCCACUGGAACCCUUCCUUGUCCAAACAUGCAUAGGAGAACGACGAUUUUGAACCACCAAAACUCGGAGAGCGAAAGAGAAGCCAUUGCUGGCAACAGAGUAAUGACAAUUCUUG